Molecule: messenger RNA, 805 nt
Organism: Triplophysa rosa
Lineage: Eukaryota; Metazoa; Chordata; Actinopteri; Cypriniformes; Nemacheilidae
Product: attractin-like
Exons: 4
Coding region: 212-805 (197 amino acids)
Cellular component (GO): Golgi apparatus
Source: RefSeq, a predicted model, not a curated record
AUCUCGUCACUUCCGGGUGUCAAUAUGCGUCUCAGUACCGCAGCGAUAAGCAUCGGUAUGAUGUGAACGGGCUGAAAAGAUAAAAAAAUCAGUUUCCAAAGAAACCACGGGCUGCCGACUGCAUCGCAGACACUGCCCUUCUUCCUCCCCGUCCUCCGGUCGCCCGGACUAGCAGCGGAUUUCGCACCGACUGUCAGCCAUUUUUGCGCGGAUGGCCGCGGAGGUACGGAUGGCCCUCGGCCGGGGCCGGUGUCUGACGCUCGGCCUGCCUCGCGUAGGCCUUCACGGGAUCGUGCUCCGAUCUCUUCUCUUCAUCGUAGCUUUCAGCGGACUGGUGCGUGUGCCCGCGGCCACGGAAGCGAAAGAGUGCGAUAAACCGUGUAUGAACGGGCAGUGCAACACAGCCAGUGGCGUGUGUGUAUGUGAGCCGGGAUGGGUCGGGGACCAGUGCCAGCACUGCGGCGGCCGCUUCAGGCUAACAGGGCCCUCUGGCUACCUCUCGGAUGGACCAGGAAAUUACAAAUACAAGACCAAGUGCACCUGGCUCAUUGAGGGACAGCCGAAUUCUAUCCUGAGGCUUCGCUUUGAACAUUUCGCCACUGAAUGCAGCUGGGAUCACCUGUAUUUGUAUGAUGGAGACUCCAUCUAUUCUCCUUUACUUGCUGCCUUCAGUGGUUUGAUUGUUCCUGAGAGUUACAGCAACGAGACCUUCCCAGAGGUGGUGGCACAGUCUGGCUUCGCCCUGCUGCACUUCUUCAGCGACGCUGCGUAUAAUCUCACUGGCUUCAACAUCUCUUACAAGUAA